AAGCCCCACUCAACAAUGUAAUGUGAUGUGGUAUUGUGCAAAACCGACCGCCUCUUCAGUCUUCCCUCUUCCCUCGCAAACAACCGGCGGCAGAAUAUGGGAGGGAGAGGAAGAUCUCGUACUCAGAGGAAGCACUUCCGUCAGAGCAGGGAGAACGUUUGGAAGCGCUCCAAGUCCGACCAUUCUGAUGCUGCUAAUCUAAUUGAUGCCAGCGCUACUAAUCUAGCCUGGGAGCCCUUUGCUACUCAGAACCAAGCCUUCGAUGAGUAUUACAAAGUACAAGAAAUUGUGCCGCCUCAAGAAUGGGAUGCUUUCAUCGACUACCUGAGGAAGCCGCUGCCUGCUGCCUUCAGGAUCAACUCCAGUAGUCAAUUUUAUGUGGAUAUUCGGUCGCAAUUGGAGAAUGACUUUAUGAAUUCACUUCAAGCAGAGGAUGCUGAUGGAAACGAAGUGGAGGCAAUAAAACCACUGCCAUGGUACCCAGAUAAUCUUGCUUGGCAGUCUAAUUUUUCUCGCAACCAGUUGCGAAAGAAUCAAAUACUUGAGAGGUUUCAUGACUUUCUGAAGCUAGAAAAUGAAAUCGGAAACAUCACAAGACAGGAAGCUGUCAGCAUGGUCCCUCCUCUAUUUCUUGAUGUGCGUCCAGAUCAUUUUGUUCUUGAUAUGUGUGCUGCACCAGGUUCGAAAACGUUUCAGUUACUUGAGAUGAUAUACAAAUUGAUAGAUCCAGGAACUUUACCUAGCGGAAUGGUAAUUGCAAAUGAUCUGGAUGUUCAACGGUGUAAUCUUCUUAUUCAUCAAACAAAACGAAUGUGCACUGCAAAUUUGGUAGUCACUAAUCACGAGGCACAACACUUUCCAAGCUGUCAUUUACAUAGGAAUCGCGCUGGUGAUUCCCAGAGUGGAUAUAUUAAAGAAUCUGGCAUUCGUCAACUUCAAUUUGAUCGUGUCUUGUGUGAUGUACCUUGUAGUGGUGAUGGAACAUUACGCAAGGCACCUGAUAUCUGGAGGAAAUGGAAUGCUGGGAUGGGCAAUGGUCUCCAUGGUUUACAAGUUCAGAUAGCAAUGCGAGGUGCAGCUCUGCUUAAAGUUGGUGGACGGAUGGUAUAUUCUACAUGCUCGAUGAAUCCAGUUGAGAAUGAAGCUGUGGUUGCUGAGGUUUUACGAAGAUCUGGAGGAGCACUUGAGCUCAUUAAUGUUUCUAGUGAACUUCCCCAGCUUGCCCGCAGACCAGGUCUUAAGAAAUGGAAGGUUCGAGAUAAAGGGCUAUGGUUGGCAUCUUAUAAAGAUGUUCCUAAAUAUCGCCGAUCUGUAUUAACUCCUGGUAUGUUUCCUUCUGGAGAACCGGGUGCAGAGACACCUGAUCCUGAAAUUAAACAGUCAUCUGAACAAUUACAUGAGGAUGGCACUGACAACGCUGAAAAUGAGCCCCAGCUGAUGGAUGACUCAGCAACUACAAUGGACAACUUGGAGGCGGAAGUCUCGGAUCUACCUUUAGAGCACUGUAUGCGAAUUGUAUCUCACGAUCAGAAUUCUGGGGCUUUCUUUAUUGCUGUUUUUCACAAGAUUACAUCCCUACCUGCUUCUGCGGCCUCAGUGAAGAAAUUUACUGGUGUUACUAAAGCUACUGAUUCAGGUAGCCCCCAACCUCAAAUACCGAAAACUGAAAUGAAAGAUGCCUUAAAUGGGGAUGAAAUUGGUGAAGAAAAUGUUAACGCCGGAGAAACUCCCAACGGAAAUUCUCUCGACACUGAAAUGGAUGAAGCUCCAUUAGAAGCUGACAAGAAUAAGAUAGAUGAUGAAAAUGCAAAGGAGGAAACUGAACCUCCAACCGAAGCGAAAGUAGUUGAUGCUACCAAAAUUGCUGCCGGGAAAAGGAAGCUGCAGAUCCAGGGAAGAUGGAGAGGUGUAGACCCUGUUAUCUUCUACAAGGAAGAUGCCGUUGUCAAUGGGAUAAUGGAAUUUUAUGGUAUCAAAGAAUCAUUUCCAUUUAAAGGUCAUCUUAUCACUCGAAAUAAUGACAUGAACCAUGUCAAGAGAAUUUACUACGUUUCUGAUUCUGUGAAGGAAGUUCUUGAGUUGAACUUUCUAGCAGGCCAGCAGCUUAAGAUUGCUUCAGUUGGACUCAAAAUGUUUGAACGGCAAACCUCAAAAGAGGGCUCAAAUGCACCCUGUAUAUUCCGAAUAUCAUCUGAAGGACUGCCGCUGAUACUUCCUCAUAUGACGAAGCAAAUCUUACAUUCAUCUGUGGUAGAUUUUAAACAUCUUUUACAGUACAAAACCAUAAAAUUCCAAGAUUUUGUGGACCCUGAGUUUGGAAAGAAGGCUUCGGAGCUAAUGCUAGGUUGCUGUGUGGUUGUCCUGAAAAAAGAAGGCCAAACCUCGUCGGAUGCUCUACCACCACUUGCCAUUAAUUGUUGGAGAGGUAGGACUAAUGUAUCUGUAAUGGUGACGGCCAUCGAUUGCCAGGAGCUCUUGGAAAGGGUGACGGCUCCUCUGUCGACAGACACAGAUGAACCCUCCAAGGGGGAGGCUGAGGCCGAGGCCGAUUCCUCGAUUGCAGAAGGAGGUGUUGAUCAUGGAAAAAUGAAGGACUCUGAAGACGGGAGCAGGAGCAAUGCAAGAGAGACAGCUACACUAGUUUGAACUCAAUCAGCCUCAGGGUACCCAAGAGACAGACUUCUGAUUGAUUUUUAAUUAAUUGCUACCGUUUGCUAUUUUAUUUGUGUUAUUAUUAUAUAUUAUUAUUAUUAUUAGAUAUUUUGUAAUUCGGAGUUUGUAAGAUUGGUUUGGUAGAGAAGAAAGAACAAGUAGGAUGAGGAUGGAUGGAUGGAUGGAUAAUAUAUGGUGGUUAUUAUCGGGGUGCCCUGCCUGCCUUUAGUUGUUAUAUUUCUGUAACGUAUCUUGUUGUGAUGACUAAAAUUACAGCUAUGCAACACUUGGUAGUUUUUUA
This is a messenger RNA of Andrographis paniculata, 2953 nucleotides long. RefSeq lists its product as uncharacterized. The transcript is spliced from 15 exons. The record is from RefSeq and is a predicted model, not a curated record. The coding region runs from base 97 to 2646 and encodes 849 amino acids. NCBI's taxonomy places the organism in Eukaryota, Viridiplantae, Streptophyta, Magnoliopsida, Lamiales, Acanthaceae. Gene Ontology annotation, molecular function: RNA binding; tRNA (cytidine-N5)-methyltransferase activity. Gene Ontology annotation, biological process: RNA methylation.